Molecule: messenger RNA, 2907 nt
Organism: Sinocyclocheilus rhinocerous
Lineage: Eukaryota; Metazoa; Chordata; Actinopteri; Cypriniformes; Cyprinidae
Exons: 4
Coding region: 135-2405 (756 amino acids)
Biological process (GO): phospholipid metabolic process; arachidonate secretion
Molecular function (GO): A2-type glycerophospholipase activity
Source: RefSeq, a predicted model, not a curated record
ACAGACCCCUCCCAUUAUUGACCGGCAAUAUAUUAAUACCAACGGCAGCCGGUGAAAGAAGCCGGUACUCGUUGGACAGGAGAGGCUGCGGUGCUGUCUGAGACUCUGUGGUGCUGAAAGUGCCUCCCACCGCGAUGUGGUCUGUGUUUUUCGUGUUUCUGUCUUAUUUAGACAGGAACUUUGUUAAAGGCGAAUUCUUAAGCCAAGCUUCAGAGGCAGAAAAAGAGAGCAAAGAGCUCUUUUACAUGCUCAACAACACUCUUUGCGCCAAAGGUUCGGUUGUGGGAGAGUAUCACCUCCAUCAGGUCACCGAUGGGGCUGAAGAGGUUCGCUCUGUGCAUGACUCUGAGGGCCGCCUCGUCGACUGCUCUGUGAUCCAAAACGAAAUGCAAGUUAAAUCCUUCAUGCACGUGUGCAGACUUGGGCUAAGAAACCAAAUGAGCUCCGAUUUGAAGGUGAGUUUGACUGGGGUGUCCGAAGCGAAGGCGAACUGUAACAAGCUGAAAUCAAAAGGCGACAGGAAUGUGACCACGACAACAAAACAAGCAACUCUGAAAGAGCCGAACUCUGAUGCAGCGAACAAUAAAAAGACGCGAACCAAGCGAGGCUUCACGUAUCCCGGGACACUUUGGUGUGGUGCAGGGAACAUCGCAGAUCAUUAUGAUCAGUUAGGCGAAUUCGAAGAGACCGACCAAUGUUGUCGCGUUCACGAUCACUGCCCAUAUGUCAUCCAUGCGUUCUCCUCCAAUUAUGGAUACACCAACUUUAAAUGGCACUCCCUUAGCCACUGCGACUGCGACAAUGCCUUAAAGGAAUGCCUGAGACUUGUCAAUGACACUUCAUCCCGAGUGGUUGGACAAGCCUUCUUUAAUGUGAUCGAAGUUCCUUGCUUUGAGUUUUCAUUUGAAGAGCAGUGUGUUGAGCGUCACUGGUAUGGGGUGUGUAAAAAGUAUGACCGAGUUCCUGUCGCAGUGAUUAAAGAAUCAAUCCAUUAUGACUUUGGAGGCAUUGAUGUCAUUGAUGUAUUGACUAUCGCUCCUCCUAAGAAGAAACAAUCAGACGAAGAAAAGCAGAACGCAACAACCUCUGAAAGCACAACGCAGUCAUCAUUCUCUGAAUCAAAGACCGCCGCCCCUGAAGAGCCCUCGCUCACAAACGUGGUGACGGCUGCAGAGGAUUUCAUUAAAGUGCUCGCCACAGUCUCCACCUCUCAAAGCUCGUCCGCAGACGCAGGUAAAGGAGAAACUCAGAUGUCAGAGAAGAAGAGGAAGAAAAAUUCCAGCAAGAAGAAAAAAGAGAACAAGAAGAAAAGAGGAAAGGGUAAAGGCAUGAAGAAGAAUAAAAAACUUGGCGCCGUAUUAAAGGUCGACGAAGGAACGACCGGAGCGCCGUCGACCGGUCAGACAGAGGAGGUCAUGGGUAAGAACAACUUUGCGGAGGAAGCAGCGAAGAUGAAUCGGUUUAGAAUAAAAGAAAACAAUUUCAUGAACAGCGAGCUAGACUCUGAAGGAAAUUCUAAUAAGAUGAUGAGAGAUGAUCCUCAGAGGACAGUGAAUGAUAAUCAGGAUGUUGUUACCAUUACCACCUCAAUAAAGACAGAUAAAGAACCAGAGAUUCUACAGCACAGACAAGCAAACGACACAGAGUUAGUCUCCACCUCGCCUACAGCUCACAUUACCCCAGCUGUCCGUGAUAAGACCAGAGCUAAGCUGAGACAAAGAGCCGGAAAGAAAAAGCAAAGAAAAAACAACCCUUCCACAGAAGCCAAGGAAGAAACUCUCUCGACUAGUCCGUCUGAAGGUGUCAGGCUCGUAACGUCAAAACCUGAGAGUCCAGCUGCCGCUGUAAGAAACGAGGUGAUGCAAAGUACAAUGCACACGGAAGAAAAGGCACCUUUAGUCACUACUACACAAAAAACACCCAUUGUUAGAACCAAAAAGCCAAGUUCGAGGCAGAGAGAAGGAAGAAAGAGAAUGAGGAAAAUCAUUGCUUCCUCUACAGAAGAAGCUCCUCGUGAUAUCAGCUCUCAGGAUCCACUAUUGUUCACAGGUUCAGCAACUGUCGGGCCAACCGAUGUACUAGAGCGACUGGGAUUGGACCGACUUGAAAACCCAACAGAAAGUUUGAAGGACACCAAUGGUAGAAAGAACAAAAGAAGGCGUGUAAUCAAAAUCUGCUAUGAAGCCGUUUUGCCUGACGUUGCAGACACGACACCCCUCCCGACUCUGAUCGAAAAGGACACUGAGUUUCAGUUGAAGGAUCUUGAGAUGAACACAGCACCAAUGUUUCCUCCCCUACAGACUAACACUCCAUCCACGGCAACCCGCAGACCUAGGAACACGAAAAUGAAGAGAAGCAGGGAGCGAGGAAAUCGAGAAAAGCGUGGAAAAGUUAAGAGAGAAUGAAACUCAAGAAGCUCCGCAUGGUGCGACCAAAUGGUUUUUUAUCUUCUAGGCUGCCAUAUGAUAUUGUUUUAAUAAGCAGCAUGUUUUUACCUACUCUGUUUUUAUAGCUCCGUUGAUGGUAGACUGACAGAUCAGAUCAAUUUUAUGAAGCAUGUGUUUCUCGACAUGAUUGCUAAAUAAAGUAAAUAAGAGCACUGGUGGUCCUUCCAUAGCAUGGUUUGAGAAAACAUUCCUCUUCUUCACAGUAUGGGUUUUGUUCUUAAUAAACAAAAAGUUAAGUGUUCCUCCAGGUAACCUGAUUAUUUACAGCAUUUGCCCUUCUGUAUAAAAAAACCCUAUCUGCAGUGCACUGAGUCCAUUUAUGAUAGUCUUUGUUCUUGCACAGACUUUGCCAGUGCACUUAAGCAGAAAGGGUCACAUUCUUCUCAAAGGAUAAUCUGCUUUACCUCACCCUCCCUCCGACAUUAAAUGAGUAUUGUAACACUGGACUCAAAUCUCCUGU